Annulohypoxylon maeteangense is the source of this 1384-nucleotide messenger RNA. RefSeq lists its product as uncharacterized. The transcript is spliced from 4 exons. Bases 188 to 1177 code for a protein of 329 amino acids. The record is from RefSeq and is a predicted model, not a curated record. Lineage: Eukaryota; Fungi; Ascomycota; Sordariomycetes; Xylariales; Hypoxylaceae.
GCCAGUGAGGCUCCGAAGCCACUAUUCCAUACGCGGAGUCUGAGGGGCUUAGUACUUCCAUUUCUACCUAGUAAAGUGCAUCAGAUGCAUAUACCUAUAAGUUAUCCUCCAGAAACUAUGGCCUGUAUGAAAUACCUUUACGUAGGUAGUUAAUUACUGUAGAAACCUACCUAAGCAGGAAGAUAUCAUGGCUGGAUUGACAGGGAUUUCGAUAGGGAUACCAGCUUCCUCAAUCCCAACGCAACGCGAAGUUGAAGAGCUCCCAUGGAAAUAUAGAGGCUAUAAAGAUUUUACCGCAUGCGUUGCGGCCGAUGCGGACUUUUUCGCAGUUCGAAGAUUUGGACGACUUCAUUCACGGGCAUUACUAACACUCCAAGAUCAAAUAGUUGAACUAGAGAAAAGGCUUGAUGCAAUGGAUGAGUUGUUCAGUUUAAAGACGACGAAGCUUGUUGGAUCAAAUCCUCCUGUUGUCGUUGACUCGACUUUGCUUGGAAAAUAUCCGCAUCCAAGCGUAUGUGUUAGCACCGGGCGAGAACCGCCAGAAGCUCGAGAUAUCAAUAACGGUACAAUCAGAGAUGACGUAUUGGAAAGAGCUGAACUUAUCUCCCAGAUAAUUGCUAAGCUGAAGGAGUAUGACGGAUUAUUACUAGAUCAUUGCUCGUUAAUGAAUAUGUCAGCAGCACCAAAGAGAAAUAUUCAAAACAUCGAAACUUGGUUUGAAUGUAAUAAGGGCGCGAUUAUGGAAGAAGAGACAGACUUCAUCAAGCAUCGAGAUGAUCUUAUAUCUGGAUGCGGGGAGAAGAAAGCCAUUCUUCGAUUAUUCUUCGAGGACGAGAUCAUACGGCGGACUAAAAUAUUUAUGGGCCUCUUCAGGAAGAAUCCGCCGCCCAGUCUGAGCCUGCGUGACCGAAACGAGAUAUUUCAUUUUAGCGACAGGGCUAUAGAUGCCUUUGGAUCGCUUGCAACUUUGAUUAUUGCCUUGAUAAUGCUAAUAGCCCCACUAUGGAUUCUUCAGCGACUUGAUGAUAUAUUUUCCAAGUUGGCUGUCAUCACCUCUUUCAUCAUCGUUUGCGUGUUUUUCCUGUCGUUCGCUACUCUUGGGAGACCAUUCGAAACGCUAGCAGCCACUGCAGGAUAUUCGGCUGUAUUAGUUGUCUUUCUACAGUUAGGAAAGUAAAUUUCUAACUGUGACGAGAUUGGUACAACAUGGACUUGGCAGAUGAGAAAGCGGUGAAUUUUGGGUAGGAUCGCGGUCGGUAUGCUCUUCAUCUAUACCAUUCCGAUGCCAGGUGACCAGCUGCCAUCGGGAUCCCCAUUGGCCGAACUCCGGUUCGACGAGAUAUUAGAAGUGCAUAGGUACCUAAUAGAUUGCGUCCGUUGCCCA